AUGGUCGAUGAGUUGUUGAAGAACUGCACCGACGGCAGUGUCGGAUGCGUCAGUUGUCAGGGAGAGUGGUGCAGAUGUGUCUGGAUGGGCGAGAAGCGCUAUGUUGGAGAUAGCGUCUUUGAGCUUCUCGAAAGACAGUCUAGCGUCGUCUGUAAAAUGAAAAGACCGUUGUUUACCGCGGAGCAAGUCAGUCAUUGGUUGAACAAUGCUCGCGCAGUUAGGAAUAAAGC
Molecule: messenger RNA, 230 nt
Organism: Dicrocoelium dendriticum
Lineage: Eukaryota; Metazoa; Platyhelminthes; Trematoda; Plagiorchiida; Dicrocoeliidae
Source: the annotation of a GenBank genome assembly